GGCCGCCCCGCCCGCCGCUCCGCUCCCGCCCGGCGGCUCCGCGGCCUGAGGAGCGGCCCCUCUGCUGCCCUGCGGCCCUCGCCAUGACCGAGGAGAAGGCAGAGUGGGAAAGCCUGAACAGGAUAUUAAUGCGUCAUGGGUUGAAACCCGUGAGUCUUGCUGCCCCCCAAAGCUGCGGAGAUACAUCAGAUAUGAUUGUCCUAGACCAUCAGUCUUCUCAAGAAAUAAGACUUGCAUUAAAAACGCUGGUGGAAGACACUGAGCGACAGCAGAAGGUGAUGCAGGGCCUUAUGGAGGCAAAUCGAUGUCUUAGAGAUGUGGUACGACUGGAACAAGGUCGGGCAUCUCGGCAAGAGCAACGGGCUAAUGAUUUGGAAAUUGUGGUGAAAAACAUUAAGGCCAAAAUUUGUCAGCUGGAAGAUGAAACAAUAGCUAAAGCGUGCCAGCAACAGAACCAAGUCAAGGAACUUCAAAAAGAGCAACAGGCUUCACGGGUAAAAUACCAACAGCAGCAGGAAAAGCUGCAAGAACAGGAAGAGAUCAUUGCCCGCUUGCAGAAGGAGCUGAGCAGAGUUGGGAGGGAGGAGCAGCAGCGAGCUGACACUCAAAACAAAAUGUUUUGUCAGUUUUGCAAAAGAGCUCCCAAGUCUGUUCUGGAUCAGCGGUACCUUUGUCUAAUUGACUAUUAUGAAUCUCAAAUUAGUCAGAUUAAAAAGGAGCUGAGGCAAUAUAAAAAAGAUGAAGACGAGGUGCAGAGAGAAGAAAAAAACAAGGACGAGUUCUUAAAUCUAGAUGCUACUCCUAAUUACAAAGCACUGCUCAUGUCUUUCCAGAAGCAACUUACUGAAACAAAAGCCAAGAAUGAACAGCUUGUGCUUGAAAAUAUAAAUCUCAAGAAAAACUUGGAAAUAAGCAAGCCAACUGCACAGGAAUUAAAAUUUUACAAGCAUCAAGUGAAGAAACUACAGAAAGCUUUAAAGAAAACUGACCAAUUUUCAGGGAGUAGGACUGGAGAAAAAAAAGAAAAGAAAGACUCUGGGAGUGUUGCAAGAGUGGAUGAGCUUCAGGGAGCUUGCCAGCAAUACUUGCAGGUUUUAUCCCAUAUUGAUUCUAUUUUGCAAAGCCCAAGAGCUCCUCCAUUAAUAUUCCGGCCCAGCAAAGGGUCAGUGCAAAAUAACCUGAAAGAGAAUGGACAGGGAUGUGGAUUUGAGCACCUUCCACUCACUAUAGAAAUGUGGGCAGAUCAGCUCAUAGCCCUAAAGGAUUUGCAUAGGUCCUUGAGAAAACUGUCUCUGGAAUUGCUGCCUUGGAACACUAAAGAUCCACAGGAUAACAGAGAAUCCAUACGAGUUGAAGACCUCCAGUUGCUACUAGAUGCAAUUUUGGAAGAACUAGAACAUAAGGAAAAGAACAGCCAGACACAGUCCUUGCAAACCCUGUCUGCCAUAGUGUCUCACUUCCAGAAGUUGUUUGAUGUGAAUUCUCUGAAUGGUGUUUAUCCACGGAUGAACGAGGUGUACGUAAAGCUGGGGGAAAUGACCAACGCCAUGAGGAACCUGCAUGAGCUCCUGGAACUAGACAGUUCAGCUCCACCCACUGUGGUAGUGGAUACUGUUGGGAAACUGUGUGACAUCAUUAAUAAGAACGUGACUGAGCAGGUACAGCAGCUUCUGGGCACCCAAGACAUCCACAGUAUCAUCACUAAGCUUGAAGAACAUGAGUGCUUCUUUCCACCCUUUCAAGCUCUCAUUCAAGAUUUGCUGUGUCUUCUAGAGAUCAGUAACGUGGAUGAUAUUUUACCUGCAGUACAAAACCUGAAAUGGGAAGCUGGUUAUGGGUGACUCUCCUCUUCCUGAGCAAGAUUUCUCUUACCUGUGAAUGUACCUCUUGGUGCACAUGCAGCUACCUCCUAAGCAAUAAUUCCAGAUUUUUUUACAUAAAUAAAAGUUGCUGCAUUUUUAAUUUUUUAAAUUUUAAUUCUUGGUCAGUUUAAGAAAAACUUUAACUACUGUCAGCUGGACUACUUAAUCCCAGAGAGAGGCCAAAUAUACUCUGUAUCAGUCCAGGAAACUGAACCCAGCACAACACCAGCCAAAUUCUAGCCAUUUUUAAUAUUGCUGACACAGUAAGUAUGAAGUAAAGAUGCCCUUACUUCCAUAGCCAUCACACUUACACAAAUGCUCAGUCUUGGUUUUCUGGAGAGCCUCUUUUAAAAUGUUGUUCACAUUUCCAGAUCAGUUUGAGAUGGGAACACAUUGUUACUCAGAGAGUAUUCUCUCUGAUUAUGGACUGAGGCAGACUGGAUUAAUGUAAUCUAGGCCAAAAAUACUUGAAAUUUGCUUCAGGCAAUGGUUUGGAGUUACCAUCGUUGUAUUUCAAAAGUCAGUUUUAGAAAGGAUUAGAUCAAGUCUCUUGUGCAAGACAAUUAGAAGUUUAUUGUACAGAAACAAGUACACCAAGCUUCCAAAAAUAUUUUGCCUCAAUAUUAUUAAAGCUUAGUUUACAAAAGUUUGCUGUUCCUCAGAUAGAAUCUGGGUUUACAAGAUUUUGAAAUGUACUGUAACAAAGGACAAAACCAGUUAAGGCGUCACAAACUAAAACCUUAAUGACAUCUUGGUAAGGUCAUCUCCCUGCUUUUGGAAGCUCAUUAUUUACAUACCUGCAGCCACAGUCAGCUAAGGUACUUCUGAACAGUGGACUACCACCUUCCAGUUUCUCAAAAAAAAAAA
Molecule: messenger RNA, 2729 nt
Organism: Passer montanus (Eurasian tree sparrow)
Lineage: Eukaryota; Metazoa; Chordata; Aves; Passeriformes; Passeridae
Gene: CEP70
Product: centrosomal protein 70
Exons: 16
Coding region: 84-1841 (585 amino acids)
Biological process (GO): cilium assembly; regulation of microtubule cytoskeleton organization
Cellular component (GO): centrosome
Molecular function (GO): gamma-tubulin binding
Source: RefSeq, a predicted model, not a curated record